AAUUUGAAUGCACCUAUAGAAGAAUUUAGGAUGAUGGUGCACUUAUUCGGAGCUGCUUCGUCACCUAGCUGCGCCUCUUAUGCACUGAAAAGGACUGCUGAGGACAGAAAAGAAGUAGCAUCUCCGAAGGCUGUUGAAACAGUUAUACACAAUUUUUACGUUGAUGACUGCUUGAAAUCUGUGUCUACAGAACAAGAAGCUAUUGACUUAGCAAGUGAUGUUCGUAAGUUAUGUGCUGAAGGAGGUUUCUGCUUAACCAAGUGGGUAAGCAAUAGUAGGAAAGUACUAUUGUCUAUUCCAGAAGAACAAAGGGCCAGUGGAAUAAAGGACCUUGACUUGGAUCAGGAUUUUCUGCCAAUCGAGAGAGCACUUGGCAUGCAGUGGUGUACAGAAAAUGACACUUUCACAUAUAAGAUCAAGGUACAAGAGAAGCCAUUCAGUAGGAGAGGUAUUCUUUCAGUUGUUAAUUCAAUUUAUGACCCUCUUGGGUUUCUGGUGCCACUCAUUCUACCAGUUAAGCUCCUUCUGAGAGAUAUGUGCAAACAAGGAUAUGGAUGGGAUGAAGAGAUUGAGGGUAAGCAAGCUGAUCAGUGGGUCAGAUGGCUAGAAGAUCUAAAUCACCUCUCAGACUUUCAGAUCAAAAGGUGUGUAAAACCAGAGAAGUUUGGUAACACAACAGAAGCGCAAUUGCAUCAUUUCUCUGAUGCCAGCGAGAGUGCGUAUGGCACAGCAACUUAUCUGGUGCUUAAAAAUGAACAUAAUCAGAAACAUUGUUCCUUGUUAAUGGGAAAGUCAAGAGUUAGCCCACUCAAACAAAUCACAAUCCCUAGACUUGAGCUGACAGCGGCAACCAUAGCCGUCAAAGUAGACAAAAUACUAAGACAAGAGCUUCAAAUUCCACUUCAGCAGUCGGUUUUCUGGACGGAUAGCACUACAGUGCUCAGCUACAUUGGCAAUGAGAGUGCACGCUUCAAAACAUUUGUAGCAAACAGGAUCUCACUCAUACGAGAUGCUACUACUUCAUUACAAUGGAGGUUUGUCAAGUCAGCACAAAAUCCUGCAGAUCAAGCUACUAGAGGUCUUAAAGCAAAGGACUUUGUGCAAGAAGAAAAAUGGUUUAAAGGGCCCAACUUUUUGUUGAAACCAGAGGAAGAAUGGCCACAAUGCCGAGAUCAAAUGACUCAAGGUGCACAACAAGACCCUGAAAUCAAAGCUGAAAUCAAAGUCAAUGUUCUUAACAUUAAAGAAGGCAAGGACAUUGUAAGCAAGCUAACUGAUUACUACUCAAGCUGGUUUAGUCUGAAAAAGGCAGUGGCAUGGAUGAUAAGACUAAAAGAAACACUUUUACAAUUAUGUAAAGUAAGAAGACAGUUCCAAGAGUCCAUUGCACAAUCAGAGAAAGACCCGGAAAAGCAAGCAUCCCUUCUACAAGAGCAAAUGCAGAAAUACAGAUCAACAAUGGAGAAAAAGUCGUUGAGCCUGAAAAACCUGAAUCAAGCAGAAAUUCAGCUCAUUCAAUUCAGUCAAAAACAACAAUUUCAGGAUGAAAUUGAGGCUCUGAAAAAGAAUAUUCCUGUUAAGAAAAGAAGUCAGCUGUUCAAGCUUGACCCUGUACUUCAGGAUGGGAUACUAAGAGUGGGAGGUAGGCUCAACAGAGCAGCCAUGCCAGAGGAAUCCAGACAUCCUGCAAUCCUCUCAAAAUGCUCUAAGAUUUCAACUCUCAUUCUAAACGAUAUUCAUCAAAGAUGUGGACACUGUGGUUGAAACUACAUGCUAUCUACUCUCAGACAAAAAUUCUGGAUCCCCCAAGCCAACUCAGCAAUUCGAAAACUUAAUUCGAUCCAUAAAUGUGCAGUUUGUCGCAGACGUAAUGGAAGAGUAGGUGAGCAAAAAAUGGCAAGCUUGCCAGAAGACCGCUUGCUACCUAAUAAACCCCCUUUUACGAAUGUGGGCGUAGAUUACUUUGGACCCUUCGACAUAAAACGGGGCCGGAGUACUGUAAAAAGGUAUGGAGUGUUGUUCACCUGCCUAA
Messenger RNA from Cyprinus carpio (common carp), 2032 nucleotides. RefSeq lists its product as uncharacterized. Bases 31 to 1764 code for a protein of 577 amino acids. The record is from RefSeq and is a predicted model, not a curated record. The transcript has a single exon. NCBI's taxonomy places the organism in Eukaryota, Metazoa, Chordata, Actinopteri, Cypriniformes, Cyprinidae.